Penicillium waksmanii is the source of this 2154-nucleotide messenger RNA. RefSeq names its product alpha-galactosidase. The record is from RefSeq and is a predicted model, not a curated record. Gene Ontology annotation, molecular function: alpha-galactosidase activity. Lineage: Eukaryota; Fungi; Ascomycota; Eurotiomycetes; Eurotiales; Aspergillaceae. Bases 1 to 2154 code for a protein of 717 amino acids. The transcript is spliced from 4 exons. Gene Ontology annotation, biological process: carbohydrate catabolic process.
AUGGCGGCUGUUGCCAACCUAGUCGCCCUUUUGAGUCCAGUCAUGGCUGCAAGCUCUUCAAGUGCUAUCGUUGCGGAUGGCAGCUCGUUCUCCCUGAACGGUGACGAUGUAUCCUACCGGUUUCAUGUCGACAAUAGCACCGGUGACCUGAUUUCGGAUCACUUCGGUGCUAGCGUGUCAGGAGAUAUUCCUAUUGAAGUCACGGGCGAUGUGAAUGGCUGGGUCAACACCAUUGGACGCGUCCGACGCGAAUUUCCCGACCAAGGCCGAGGAGAUUUCCGCCAGCCAGCGAUCAGAAUCCGGCAAUCGGAAGGGUACACUGUUUCUGACUUGCGAUAUCAAUCCUAUACUGUAAAGCAGGGCAAGCCUGAUCUUCCUAGCUUGCCGGCGACCUUCGGCACGGAUGAUGAGGUUUCAACCUUGAUCGUCCAUAUGUACGACAACUAUAGCUCCGUUGCAGCUGACCUCUCUUACUCGAUCUUCCCGAAGCACAACGCAAUCGUGCGCAGUGCAAACAUCACCAAUCAGGGCAAGGGAACAUCACACCUGCGCGGUGAUUGGGCAAGAGAGGCACACCGCGAGCGAAGAAAGAUCGAAUAUGGCAAGCAGGGUUUUGAGAGUGCAACCGGCUACUCCUCCCACCUUCACAACCCAUUCCUUGCUGUCAUGGAUCCUGCAAGCACGGAAUCUAAUGGUGAGGUUUGGGGAUUCUCGCUCGUUUAUUCGGGCUCUUUCUCUGUUGAUAUUGAGAAGGGCUCCCAGGGGAUUACGCGCGCUCUUGUCGGCCUCAACCCCAGUCAGCUCUCCUGGUCAUUGGGACCCGGUGAAUCCCUCACCUCCCCAGAGUGUGUUGCUGUCUACUCAGAAAAUGGAGUUGGCGGGAUGUCCCGCUCGCUCCAUAAUCUCUACCGGAAAAAUCUCAUUAAGAGCAAAUUCGCAACGGCAGAUAGACCUGCUCUCUUGAACAGCUGGGAGGGACUAGGAGCCACCUUCAAUGAAUCCACCAUCUACCAGCUUGCCAAGGAGUCUGCUGCGCUUGGUAUCAAGCUUUUCGUUCUGGAUGAUGGCUGGUUCGGUGACAAGUACCCUCGAAUCUCGGAUAAUGCCGGCCUAGGUGACUGGAUUCCCAACCCUGAGAGGUUCCCGGACGGCUUGUCUCAUGCUGUGAACAGUAUUACGGCCCUCAAAGCUGCGAAUACCUCCAGUAAUCUGCGCUUUGGCCUUUGGUUCGAGCCUGAGAUGGUGAACCCUAAUUCUACUCUCUAUCAUGAGCACCCUGAAUGGGCUCUACAUGCAGGAUCCUACCCUCGCACUUUGACGCGUAACCAGCUUGUCUUAAACGUUGCGCUCCCAGAGGUCCAAGACUUCAUCAUUGAUGCCGUGUCAAAUAUUCUGAACAGCUCCGAUAUCAGCUAUGUCAAAUGGGACAACAACAGGGGAAUUCAUGAAACACCCUCCCCGUCCACAGACCACGAAUAUAUGCUGGGAAUGUACCGGGUAUUCGAUGUCUUGACUACUCAGUUCCCAGAUGUUCUUUGGGAAGGGUGUGCUUCUGGUGGCGGUCGCUUCGACCCUGGUGUGCUACAAUACUUCCCCCAGAUCUGGACAUCAGAUGAUACAGAUGCAGUGGAGCGCAUCACCAUCCAGAUGGGUACCUCACUUGCGUAUCCGCCUAGCGCUAUGGGUGCUCAUCUAUCUGCCGUUCCCAACCAGCAAACGGGUCGUACCUUGCCUGUGGACUUCCGCGGGCAUGUGGCAAUGAUGGGUGGAUCAUUUGGCCUGGAACUUGAUCCCUCUGAUAUGCCAGAGGAUGAUAAGGCUGCUCUCCCUGCACUGAUUGAACUUGCUGAGAAGGUCAACCCUAUCAUCUUGACGGGUGAUAUGUACCGACUCAGUCUCCCAGAAGAGUCUAACUGGCCAGCUGUUCUCUUUAUCUCCGAGGAUGGCAACACAGCUGUACUUUUUUACUUCCAGAUCAAUCCCAACAUCAACCACGCUAUUCCGUGGAUCAAGAUGCAGGGCCUAGACUCGGGGGCUACUUACAGAGUCGAUGGAAAUUCCACAUACUCCGGCUCAGUCUUGAUGAAGAUCGGUUUGCAGUUCCCUAUCGCUACAGACUAUGGGAGCAAAGUGGUCUUCUUAGAGAAGCAGUGA